Molecule: messenger RNA, 930 nt
Organism: Drosophila rhopaloa
Lineage: Eukaryota; Metazoa; Arthropoda; Insecta; Diptera; Drosophilidae
Exons: 1
Coding region: 214-849 (211 amino acids)
Source: RefSeq, a predicted model, not a curated record
UGGUUGCCAUUCUCUGGGAGAUAUAAACAAACACCACCACUAAUUCUGUGCUUUUCCUGUGAACUUUUUGGUUGUGAAAUAAUACAUAUUUAGCUAUUUCGAUUGGCUACAAAACAAUCCAUCCAUUUAAGCGGUGGUUUUCGGUCAACAUAAUUCAGUAUUUGCGAAGACAUUGACAAGACAGUCGUUAAAAAAUACAACAAAGUUAAAAUUAUGGAAGCUGAAGCUCAAGAAAAUAAUAAUACACCUUUGUCUGCGAGCAGUCCCAAAACUGAGUCAUCAGCAGAAGUACCUGUGCUUAAUAUAUCCGGAAGGGUGAAGCCAAACCUAAAUACUCCCCGCAUAAGGGGAAAAAAAAAGCCAGCUCCGACGAUUCCAGAGGCUCCCAAAGUCAACCCGACCACAUUUCCAGUGAUUCUAAGCAGGAUCCUACUGAAGAGCAAUGUUCCGCCCGUAAAUGCUCCGAAGGUGAAUCCCGCCGACGACAUACAGUACCUUUGUUUCCUUUGCCUGGAGAAACCGGCCAGUCGGAAGCGCGUGUAUCACAUGUUCAUAACCACGGAAAAGGAUUUGGGAAGAGACUACGAGCAUACAAGACGCCUCUACGAGAAUCGAAAGGAGUACAAGAAUGUGAACAAUAUAAGCGUGCAAACUGUCUGUGCGCGGGCAUUGUACCGCCGAGUCCAGAAAAAGUUCACCGAUGUGCAGUGGAACAAGCUGGGAAAUGUUUUUGAGACUGAUAUGGUCGGACUUAGUGAUGUCUGGGGCAUUUCUGACCGAGUUUACGCCAUGCGAACCGAGGAACACGAAAGGCUAUUCAAUUACAUCAAGUUCAUGAACUCCUCAUGAGCUAAAAAACUUUAGAAUUUAAUUUUCCACUAGUGUAAAUUGUGAUAACUUUUUUUAUAUUAAAUCGCUAUCUUGCACAUA